CCACCGCGUUUUAAGGCGGAUUUGUCGAAGCGGCUAUGGCAGAUUCCGAGUGACGAAGCUGAAGCAGAAGCUGAAGGUUAAGGUUGAAGUCAAAGAGGAAGUUGAGGUGACUUUUCAUCUUCAAGCUUAUCGACUCAGCCCAUGGAGAAUCUCUUGGGGCUUCUCAGAGUCAGGGUGAAGAGAGGUAUCAAUCUCGCCGUUCGCGAUGUCCGCAGCAGCGAUCCCUACAUUGUCAUCAAGAUGGCUAAACAGAAAUUGAAGACUCGGGUAAUAAAAAAGAAUGUCAAUCCAGAAUGGAAUGAGGACUUGACGCUCUCUAUUUCAGAUCCUAAUGUUCCAAUUCUUCUGACUGUCUACGACCAUGACACAUUCAGCAUGGAUGACAAGAUGGGCGAUGCAGAGAUUGACAUUCGGCCAUUCAUAGAAGCUGUGAAAAUGAAACUGGACAGCCUUCCAAACGGCACGAUCAUCACCAAAACACAACCUUCGAGAACCAACUGCUUCUCGGAAGAGAGCUGCGUAGUCUGGAAAGAUGGGAGGGUAGUGCAGAACAUGUUCCUGAGGCUGAGAAAUGUGGAGUGUGGCGAAGUUGAAAUCGAGCUGCAAUGGGUCAACGUCCCGGGCUCGAGAGGUUUGUGAACUAAAUUCCAACUUGUUGCUUGUGUGGGUGUAUUUAUCUUCAUCUUGCAAUUGUUUAUUUACUAUAUGUGAAUCUUUAGUUGCUCGUGAUAUAUAUAACUUGCUUUCAAGUGUUUAUGUAUAUUUAUUUGGAUUUCCAUUUACAUUUUUACUUGCUUUUGUUGUAGAUGUGUAUGAAGAAUCUUUUAUUCAAAUUUGAUGAAAGAUUGUCAUUUCUUAUGAA
Messenger RNA from Andrographis paniculata, 862 nucleotides. RefSeq names its product protein C2-DOMAIN ABA-RELATED 4-like. The record is from RefSeq and is a predicted model, not a curated record. NCBI's taxonomy places the organism in Eukaryota, Viridiplantae, Streptophyta, Magnoliopsida, Lamiales, Acanthaceae. The coding region runs from base 142 to 639 and encodes 165 amino acids. The transcript has 3 exons.